GGCCCGCGCCGGCCGCCACAGCCGCACCGGCCAUGGCAGCUGCUGGCAGCGCCGGGGCCGCCGCCGGGGCCGCCGCCGGGCUCCGACCGGCCGGCGGCCUCCGACAGUCCGGCGUGCUCGCCUCCUGCUUCUGCGUGAGUCUGGCGCUGGGCAGCUGCUUCAGUAUCGGCAACCUCACCACCUACGUGACGUCGUACCUGCGCGCGGGCGCGGCGCUGCCCGUCGACUACGCCGACACCAUGUGGCUCGACUCUGUGCUGCGGGUAACCAUGGGGCCGCUGUACGCGCUGGGUGGCCUGCUGCACGCCCGGCUCGGGCCGCGACCGGCCACGGCGCUGGGCGGCGGCCUGGUGCUGCUCGGUACGGCGCUCUCCACACUGGCCGUGCGCGGCCCGCUGAUCGGCCUCAUCGCCGCCUACAGCCUGCUGCAGGGCGCCGGCAUCGGCAUCGCCCUGGCCAGCGUCAGCCUGACCUGCGUGGCCUGGUUUCCGCGCCGCUGCGGACUGGCGCUGGGGGUCAACAUGGGCGGCUUCACGCUCGGUCCGGUGCUGUUCAACUGGGUGCAGACGGGCUACAUCAACCGGACGGGCGCCGAGCCGGCCGCCGGCGGCUACUUCUGGCAGCCGGAGCUGCUGCGCCGCGUGCCGGCGGCGUUCCUGCUGCAGGCGCUGGUGCAGGCCGGCCUGCUGACGCCAGCGCUGCUGCUGCUCCGCGCGGCGCCCGCACACGGCGGACAGCCGCACAAGGCCGGUCUCUCCGUGCGGCAGGCGCUGCGCACGCGCCGCUUCUACCAGCUGCUGCUCGGCUACGUGCCAACCAUGGUGGCCUUCGAGUUCUUCCAAGUGACGUGGAAGACGUUCGGUCAGACGUUCAUCAGCGACGACCGGCUGCUGAGCACGGUCGGCUCCGUGUCGCCGCUGUUCGCGCUGGCCGGUAACUUGCUCUGGGGCCAGCUGGGGGACGCCACGUCGUUCCGCUCUGCGCUGGUGGUGGCCAGCGGUCUGCUGACCAGUCUUCUGUGCACGGUGCCGGCGGCGCCGCGGCUGGGCGCCGCCGCCUACUGCGCCUGGGUGUGGGCGCUGGCGGCCAGCUGCGCGGCCCUCUUUGCCUGCCAGCUGCCGCUCCUCAGGGGAGAGUUCGGCGACCACAACGCCGGCGUGCUGCUGGGCCUGAUGAAUACGGCGCGCGCCCUCUUCACGCCGGUGACUCCGCUGCUGGCGCGUCUGCUGCUGCUGCGCCGCGACGGCUACCCCGUGCUGUUCCUGGUUCAGGGCGGCUUCGCGCUGGUCGCCAUGUGCAGCCUUAUCUCGGUGACGACUGCCAGUGACGCGGCGGCGGCGCGGCGCGCAGAGGCCAAGCAGGCGGAGGCGGCGGCACGGCCGUGACCGGACGGCGCGCCAGACUGGAAGCAGGAAGCGGCUCAGACUGGGGGGGGGGGGGGGUGCGCCGGCGCCCGGCCUGAUGAUCCCUACUGGAGGGACCACCCGCCCGUCGAUAGGGGGCUACUGAGCAGCCAACCCUCCAACUGGGACGGCGUCUCGCGAAAGUGUCACAAUGCAGUGCCAGUAAGCAGCCAAAUAAAUCAGAGAGCACACA
Amphibalanus amphitrite is the source of this 1596-nucleotide messenger RNA. RefSeq names its product oxalate:formate antiporter-like. Lineage: Eukaryota; Metazoa; Arthropoda; Thecostraca; Balanomorpha; Balanidae. The transcript has a single exon. The record is from RefSeq and is a predicted model, not a curated record. The coding region runs from base 33 to 1385 and encodes 450 amino acids.